ACUUCACACUCAACACCCACAAAUUUCAACACAUAACUCAAACUCUUCUCUCUCUCUCUCUCUUCCAUAUUUUUCUUCUCUCUCUAGUUUCCCUCACUAAAUUCCUAUUGUUAAUUCUCUUAGUUGAACUCUUUAUUUCUUCAUGGACAAGACCACCUCCGAGAGAGAGACUCACGAUUUCAUGAACGUGGAGUCCUUCUCUCAGCUCCCCUUCAUCCGGCCAGCUCCGGUUAAAGAAAAAGGCGGCGGCGGCAUAAGGCUCUUCGGCAAAGAAGUCGGCAGCUGCGGAGGCGGCGGCGAUGUCGCCAACGCUGAAGACUCGCAUGAUCAGUCGGCUGACGUCACCAAUGCCUACGGUGACGGCGGCGGCGAAAACGAUUCGUCCUCGAAAAACAAUAACAAUCACUACAAUGAAGACAACAGCAACAGUAAAAACAACAACGGUAAGGGCGGCGAGAGUAGCCGCCGGUUCGAGUGCCACUACUGCUGCCGGAACUUCCCUACAUCCCAAGCCCUAGGGGGCCACCAAAACGCCCACAAGAGGGAGCGGCAGCACGCGAAGCGGGCCCACCUACAGUCCGCCAUGGUGCACAGCGGAAGCCUCUCCGACGGACACGUGUACGGCCUCAUCAAUUACCACCGUCUCGGCUCUUCCCCCGCGGCGGCGGCUUAUCCCACGUGGGCCGCCAAUUCUAGUAGCGCCACUAGGCAGUAA
Morus notabilis is the source of this 715-nucleotide messenger RNA. RefSeq names its product zinc finger protein 8. Gene Ontology annotation, molecular function: DNA-binding transcription factor activity. NCBI's taxonomy places the organism in Eukaryota, Viridiplantae, Streptophyta, Magnoliopsida, Rosales, Moraceae. The record is from RefSeq and is a predicted model, not a curated record. Gene Ontology annotation, biological process: response to gibberellin; trichome morphogenesis; trichome differentiation.